This is a messenger RNA of Solanum tuberosum (potato), 1149 nucleotides long. RefSeq lists its product as uncharacterized. The coding region runs from base 1 to 1149 and encodes 382 amino acids. Gene Ontology annotation, biological process: regulation of DNA-templated transcription. Gene Ontology annotation, molecular function: double-stranded DNA binding. The record is from RefSeq and is a predicted model, not a curated record. The transcript has a single exon. NCBI's taxonomy places the organism in Eukaryota, Viridiplantae, Streptophyta, Magnoliopsida, Solanales, Solanaceae.
AUGCACAUCAGAUUCAGAGGCAAAGCUGUAGUUGUAUCAACUCAGUGUUCCAUAUAUCAUUGCAAUGGCUAUAGAGACUUCCGUUUCAGAUCUCAAUAUCUCUACUCAUCAACCUCUACACCUGCCCCGACCCAUUUCUUGGUGAAAUACCUUGUUGAUUCUCUCGGAUUCUCCGAUGAAGAAGCUGCCUCUACAUCCUCCAAGGUAACUUCAUUGAAAACCUUUAAGAAUCCUGAUUUAGUCAUCAAUUUCUUGAAACAAAUCGGUUUGGACAAUACCCAGAUGAAAAAAAUGGUUUCUUUAGCACCCAAAAUGCUAUUAUCAGAUGUUUCCAAAACCCUAAAACCCAAAUUCCAGUGCCUUAUGGAUAUCGGGUUAUCCGGGUCGGACCUGGUGAAUGUAAUUGCUAGAGAUUCAAAAAUUGUUGAAAGAGGUUUAGAUACUCAUUUGAGACCUACCAUUGAUCGUCUUAGGAGAACUUUGGGUAGUGAUGAAAAUGUAGUGAAGGCGUUAAAGAGAGCUCCUUGGUUGCUUACUUUUGGUGCUCAUAAUAUUAUGGAGACUAAUCUAUUGUUGUUGAAAAAUUGUGGUGUUCCUGAUGAGGGAAUAAAAACACUCGUGCUUAGAAAUCCUAGGUAUUUUGCACAAAAUCCUGAGUGGAUUAAGGGUUUGUUGCAUAGGGUGGAGAAUGAUUUUCGAGUUCCGCUUGACUCUCCUAUGUUUCCUUAUGGAUUUCAUACAUUAGCCUCACAAAAGCAGUGUACCGUGGAUAGGAAGAUUGGAAUUUUCAAGAGUUUUGGAUGGUCUGAUAAUGAGAUAUUUGAGAUGUUUAGGAAGUUUCCUUAUUGUAUUGCUCAGUCAGAGGUCAAAAUUCAGAAAGCAUUGAAUCUUUACAUUAAUGAGCUUGGUUCUGAACCUGCUUACUUGGCUUCUCAGCCUUCAGUUUUGAUCUAUAGUCUGGAAAAAAGGGUGCUACCUCGGAUGCAAGUCUUGAAAAUUUUAGAUGAAAAUAAGCUUGAGAGGAGAAAGUUGGCUCUUUAUACUGUUGUGAGCUUAUCAGAGACAAAGUUCAUUGAUUAUUUUGUGCUGCCCUACAAGGAUCAGAUACCUGAUUUGUAUGAAUCACAUAAGAAAACUGUGGCUCCCUAG